Messenger RNA from Seminavis robusta, 1311 nucleotides. NCBI's taxonomy places the organism in Eukaryota, Bacillariophyta, Bacillariophyceae, Naviculales, Naviculaceae. The record is from the annotation of a GenBank genome assembly.
AUGCAUGCCGAUGACAUUGAUGACGGAUUCAAAACUGAUAGUGAAGACGAUGCUGCAUCACAGCUAUCCUUGAAGCUUGACACCGAUUACUGGAAUGAGUCCAUUCCAUUUGAUCGCAACGCAUUCGGAUCCCCGACCUUGGCUCCGUUCGACCCGAUGUCGCCCCAGUACCAAGGUACCCGGAGUGCACCUCCAACACCACAGACAGCUUCCGUGAACCCCCAGCUAGUGACUACGACUACCGAACCCUCACCUGCUGGCACUGAUGCCAUCCGUACUCACAUGAACCCUCCAUUUCACCAAGUACAAGUCCCUGUUCCCAUGAAGCAGCGACUCUCGGCGCAACUCGACACCGCUGCGGAUGCGACUACCAUCCUCAGUGAUCCCGACGCAUAUCCCUCCGGUGAUGAACAGCGCUUCUCAACUAAUGAUGAACGUUCCUUGGAGCCCACGAUACCUUCAAACCUGAAGUCUCCACCUUCUGUACAGCCAUCUGCCGAAAAUGACGACGGACCCGACAUCGAGGAAUUUCUCAGCGACCACGAAUACGACGAUGAAUACAUCGCGAGCGAUGUCCCCGCUCUGACACCCCGCGCGUCUCGCCUCUAUUCUGCCACGGAUGAUGAAGACGAUGCCUUUGAUGCUGCGAUUCGCAGCAACCGUACUAUCCUCCAAGAAGCACUGGCUGAACAGGCAGCAUUGAAGCUCCGCGCGAAACCUGUCAAUACUGCUGAUUCAGUUCAUGACAUUUCUCCAGACAAGCCUGCUGCGAAAUCUCCGCCCGAAGUCCAGAUAUUGACGAUUGCCUCGGUCAACUCUUUUGAGACCACGGCGGUUGCCUCGGUCAACUCUUUUGAGACCACGGCCGACAUAUCUCCUGUCGAGCUAUCCAGUUCUCCUCCCGCGACUCCCAAGAUUGCGAAUACGCAACCGGAUGCCGCUGAUGACGACUUCAUCCUCGACUACAUGAUCCCCGCCACUAGUACCACGCCUUCACUUGUUACUCGUGCCAUGCCCAGAUCAUCCAUGACGCAACACAAACCUCGCCACCGUCCCAACCUCCAUGUCGAGUCCGACAUCGUUGCAGACGCUUCUGGCGAGAUUGCCCAACAGUGGAACAAAGUCGCGUCCACCAAGAAAGGGAAAAAGAAGUCGAAGAAGAAGAAGAAGAAAGCUACCUGCCCUUCUACCAGUAACAUCUGUGCCGAACUGUUCUCUCCCACCAAUAAGGAAUCUGACUCUUCGUCCUCUUCUCCCACAUCUUCUGAGGGUUCCAACUCCAAACCCUCUCCUACGCAGGAUUUUGCAUAG